AUGUUUCGGUGUCGCAUGAGUAGCUUGAUCUUGCUAAGACCAUUGUCAACAUACUAUGGAAUUCACCAUCCUCGCGUGUUUCCCCUCACGCCACUUUUGGCGAUCGGUUUCCGAUACAGUAGUUCUCUCGGUAGCCCCACCCCAAGCACCAGCGGUAAGGGUCGUGAAGGCAAUCAGGAUCUCAAUGGAUCAAACCCGCCAAGAACCAGUGGGUCCAACUCUAUAGAUGGGGAGCCCCCUCGCAAAGGGAGCGACAACUCGGCACCGCAGGGAUUACAAGAUGAAGGUAAAGCUAAGGGGUCAUCACCCUCCGCGGGGGGUAGCAGCGGUGUGUCUGGUCAAGGCGAUUCCUGCCCAGACCUCAAGAUUACUUUAUCCGGAGACAACGUCAGCAUUCCAAAGGGAUUUGAAUCCUUCUAUGGGAAGCCGCUGCUGAUGAAAAUGCCACCACGACACAAGCGAAGCGAUUCUAUUACGCGCGCCUAUGGCGUGUUGCCAGAGGAGCGCAUCAUCAUUAUGGAGAUCGAAACGCGGAUGAGGGUCUUGAGGACGUUGCGCAACUUUUUGAUCUUCUCAGGGGCAUUGAUAGCCAUAACCCUAUACCGUUGGUACAUGGAGGACAGCAAUCAGCGUGCAGACAUCACGGACUACAAGACCGUAGUUGUUAAUGUGCAGCGGCAUACGGCAACGUUUCUUAACGAUCGGGGUCGAAUAGUGGGUGUUCGUCACUUUAUUGAUUUUAGUGAAUUCGAAAAGACAUGCAAUCCGGAUAGCGAUAUCUUGCUGGAGUUUUCAUCUUACUUCCCAUGGGUGCCGAUGUUGCUUUUGUGCCUCAUGCCCCUCUUGGCUGUAGUGAACGCGAAAUUCAAUGGUUCGGCCAAGAUGGCCACGAUGAUGGCGCAAAUCGAAAAGAAACGAUUCAACUUUAAGCGUGAGACCUUGGUGAAUACGCGGCUCAGUGAUGUAGCGGGUUUGACAGAGGCGAAACAUGAGGUGUUGGAGGUCGUUGACUUCCUUAAGAACCCCAAGCAAUAUCAACAACUCGGGGCGAGGUUGCCUAAGGGUGUGCUGUUGGAUGGGCCGCCUGGGGUCGGCAAGACCCUUUUGGCUAAGGCUGUGGCUGGUGAAGCGAUGGUGCCGUUUGUGAGUUGUUCUGGAAGCGAAUUUGACGAGGUAUACGUCGGUGUUGGUGCUCAGCGCGUUCGCGAACUGUUUCGGGAGGCAAACAAGUGCAAGCCAUGUGUCGUCUUUAUCGACGAAAUCGAUUCCUUUGGGCGAAAGCGGCGCUCUGACAGCGGUGGCAAUUCACGUGGAACGCUGAACGCGUUUCUUUCAGAGUUGGAUGGCUUCAAGGAUUCUUCUGGAAUCAUAGUGCUAGCAGCCACGAACCGCGCUGACAUCUUGGACAAUGCUUUGACGCGGUCGGGUCGCUUUGAUCGCAAAGUAUCGCUUGAGAAACCCUCUCACAAGGACCGCGUGGCCAUUGCUAUGGUGCAUUUACAGCCGCUGCGUCUAGAGCCCAGCACUAAACCUCAGGACUAUGCCGAGAUCAUCGCAGCUUUGACGCCAGGCUGCAGCGGUGCGGAUAUCUUUAAUAUCUGCAACGAGGCUGCCAUACACGCCGCACGCGAGGCGCAGGAGUACGUCGCGACGAAACAUUUUCACGCUGCUGUGGAGCGGGUGUUGAUGGGUCUUGAAAAGAGCGCGGUCAGGUAUACACCGAGCGAGAAGGAGCGUAUCGCCUACCAUGAGGCAGGCGUCGUGGUGUUGAAUUGGUUCCAGAAAGAGACCGAUCCGGUUAUCAAAACGACCAUCCUUCCGCGCGGGCAGCACCGCACCGGCGUCACGCAGAUGCUCCCGAAAAGGGCUUACAUCUCGACUGAAGAACAGUUAUUGCAGCGCAUCGUAGGGAUCCUAGGUGGCUACGUCGCGGAGGAAUAUUUUUUUCAUGAUGUAUCCACCAGCGCCGCGAAUGAUUUACAGAAUGCGACCAAGCUGGCGCUAGAGAUGGUGUGUACCUAUGGUAUGGACCCCAAGAAUAUUGGACACUUUGGCUACGAGCUGAACCGUGACGAUGCAAUUCAAAAGCCGUUCGGAGAGGAGAAAGAGAAUGCUGUAGACGCUUCGGUGGAGCGCAUUGUGCAAGAGUGUUUGUGCCGCGCGCGUGCACUUUUGCAGGAGUAUCAUCACCACGUUCGUAUCAUUGGAGGGCUGCUUAUACAACAGGAAACGCUCAAUGCGCAUAAACUGUGGUUUGCAUUAGGGGAUCGACCGACCAUGUCAGAGGAAUUUCAAGUUUAUCUGGAGAGUUAA
This is a messenger RNA of Phytomonas sp. Hart1, 2313 nucleotides long. Lineage: Eukaryota; Euglenozoa; Kinetoplastea; Trypanosomatida; Trypanosomatidae. The record is from the annotation of a GenBank genome assembly.